AUGGUCCGCCUGCGAGAGAUACCCAGGACGGCCACCUUUGCGUGGUCGCCUGGGUCAACACAGCCAUUGAUUGCUACGGGGACCAAGGCUGGUGCAGUGGAUGCCGACUUCUCCAAUGACACGCAAUUGGAGCUGUGGGAGCUCAAGCUCGACGACAGCGAGCAGGGCGUUGAGCUUAAGCCUGUCGCCUCGCUCAGCGUAGACUCACGAUUCAACGACAUUGCAUGGAGCCAGCCGAGUGAGCAACACCCGCGGGGCAUAAUAGCGGGUGCUCUCGACAGCGGCGCAUUGGUGCUCUGGGACGCGGACAAGUUGCAGGCAGGCGCCAGCGAUGCCCAAAUCGACCAGAUCGACAAGCACACCGGGCCAAUUCAAGCGAUACAGUUCAAUCCGUUCCGACCUAACAUCCUUGCCUCAGCAGGAGCAAAGGGCGAACUGUUUGUCCACGACCUUGAUGACGAAUCCAAGUCCUUCCGCCUCGGUAAGGCUGGCGCGAACCCUGACGAAUACACUACGUUGGACUGGAAUAAGAAGGUAGCGCACAUCCUCGCGACCGGCAGCAGUGGCGGCUUUGUGACUGUCUGGGACGUCAAGGGCAAGAAGGAAAAUCUCACACUGAACCACUUUGGGCGGAAAACUGUCAGCGCCGUGUCUUGGGACCCAGAUGUCCCAACGAGGCUUGUCACCGCGAUUCCAACCGAUCAGAAUCCUCUUGUACUUGUUUGGGACCUCCGCAACACCAACGCUCCAGAGAAGACUUUGCAAGCACAUGACCAAGGCGUGCUCUCCCUCUCAUGGUGUGCCCAAGACAGUGAUAUUCUCUUAUCCUGCGGCAAAGACAACCGGACUAUUGCUUGGAAUCCUCACAGUGGGGAGCAACUGGGCGAGUUCCCCGUUGUUACAAACUGGACAUUCCAGACCAGAUUCAAUCCUUCGAAUCCGAAUCUCCUUGCAACGGCUUCCUUUGAUGGCAAAAUUGCCAUUCAAACACUCCAGAACACCGGUGCUUCGGUCGAUCAGAACAAGACCGCUGCUCAAGCACCUGAGGGGGAAGACUUCUUCUCGCAGACACAUGCAGAACCCCAGGGCGCUUCCUUUUCACUGAAAUCACCACCCAAGUGGCUGAAGAGAAGAGCGGGUGUGGCCUUUGGCUUCGGUGGAAAGCUUGUCCGUUUUGGUGUGGUAGACUCCAAGUCCAAGGUCAGCAUCUCUUCCUUCGCUGUAGAUUCUGAGAUCAGUACAGCUAGUGAAGAAUUUGACAAGGCUUUGGAGACUGGUGAUCUAACGUCCAUCUGCGAAUCGAAAAUCGCAAAGGCCAAUACCGACGAGGAAAAGGCCGAUUGGACUGUCAUUGAAACAUUAACCUCGGACAACCCCAGAAGCAAGCUGAUUGGUUACCUUGGAUUUGCAGACGCUGAGGAUCAGGAGUCCACGGAGAAGAAAGAGGUGGAAACCAGCAAUGGGACUGAUGAAGGCGCAUCAUUCUUCGACAAAUCAACGGAUGAAGGCAAUUUCUUAUCCGAUCUCGCUGCCUCCAAGGGCGCAAAGACCAACAAUCCAUUCCAGGUGUACACAGGCACAGAGUCAGAAGCCGAUACCAAAGUCACUCGUGCGCUGAUGCUGGGCAAUUUCGAAGCUGCGUUGGACGUAUGUUUGAAGGAAAAUCGAUUGUCGGAUGCUUUCAUGAUCGCUAUCUGCGGCGGCGAGAAGUGCAUAGCCAAAGCCCAAGCUGCGUAUUUCAAGAGACAGUCGGAUGCUCCGAAUUACUUGCGCCUUCUCGCCUCGGUUGUAGGAAAAAAUCUUUGGGAUAUCGUUUACAAUGCCGACCUCAAGGACUGGAAGGAAGUCAUGGCGACUAUUUGCACGUUCGCCAGCCAGGAGGAAUUCCCAGAUCUUUGUGAGGCACUUGGUGACCGCUUAGAAGAGGCUGUCGCAGAUGGCAACCGUUCCGCUCGUAAGGACGCAUCCUUCUGUUAUUUGGCUGGUUCCAAGUUGGAGAAGGUAGUUGUCAAUUGGGCAGAAGAACUUCAAGAAAGCGAGAAGGCGGGCAUUGAGCAAUCAGCGACCGACAGUAGCUUUUCUAUUCACGCACGAUCACUACAAGACUUCAUUGAGAAGGUCACCGUCUUCCGAAAGGUCACCUCUUUCAAAGACGAAGAGCAGGGGAAGGAUGCCGACUGGAAACUUGAACCACUGUAUGCGAAGUAUGUGGAAUAUGCUGAUAUUGCAUCGGCACAUGGUCAGCUCCCAAUAGCCGAAAAGUAUCUGAACCUCUUGCCGGAGAAAUACCCUGCCGCAGACGUCGCCAGGAACAGGGUCUCACAGGCAACAAGAAAGGUAUCAUCAUCCAAAGCAGCAGCUCCUCGAGCACAGACUGUACCAGCAGGCCAGCGCAACACACGUAUCGUUUCUUCAUACGGAGCUCCCGUACAGCAGGCUUCGAUGGCACCGCAAACGAACUCGGCCUAUACUCCUGUAACCUCUCUCCAGUCGCAGCCCAGCGCCGGACCCUAUGCGCCCAUGAACCCCCUAGCUCAGCAGUCACAAACCCCGGCCCAGUCUCUCUAUACGCCCUCGAUGCCUGGCCAAAGUGCUUACGCGCCAGCUGGUGCUGUUCCCCAACCAAGAUUUGGUGGCAUGCCCACUCCUCAGCCACAUUCUAUUCCACCGCCUCCACGCAAUACGGCAGGCUCGCCAUCUAUUACACCUGCCGCGAAUCGAGGCAACAUCCCUGCUUGGAACGACACGCCAGAUUUUGGACCGCCAAAAUCAUCAUCGCGUCGCGGCACUCCGAUUAAUGCUGUAGCAUCGCCAUUCGCCAAUCAACAACAGCCCAUUGCUGGUCCACCGCAAGGCCCAUUCUCACCGGGAGCUCGUUCAACACCUCCGCCUCCCCCCAAGGGACCUCCCCAAGGCCCGCCUCGUAUGACUUCUCCUUCGGCAGGUCACCCACAAGCAGGUGUGCCGAACCCGUACGCACCUUCACCCGUAACCAAUGCGUAUGCCCCACCGCAGCCUAGUGGCUUUGCGCCACCUCCACAAGCUCCAGUGCAACGUGGAGUAUCACCAUACCAGCCACCCACUGCCGCUGCACCACCUUCAAACCGCUAUGCUCCUGCACCUGGAGUUCAACCUUCUGCUCCUCAGGGUGGUAUGCCCCCGCCGCGAAACAUCGCACCACCACCCAGCCAAUUUGCUCCCGUGCCAUCCCCUUAUGCUGCAUCUCCGGCCCAACAAAUGCCUGCUGCAGCUGCUCCACCGCCUCCAAAGGGCCCGCCACAAGGCCCACCGCGAGCUGGACCCCCGCCAGGUGGACUGUCGAAGUCAGAAUCUCGACCGGGUACCGGCCAGUCACAGCCUGCAACUGCCACUACGGCCAAAUUUCCUCCUGGUGAUAGAUCACACAUUCCAGACAGUUCCCGCCGGAUCUAUGAGGUGCUUGAUGCAGAUAUGCAACGAGUGAAAUCCAAAGCACCAGCACAAUACAAACAACAUGUGGUAGAUACCGAGAAGCGACUCAACAUUUUGUUCGACCACCUCAACAAUGAAGACCUUCUCAAGCCGGAUACAAUCGAAGAGCUGAACAAGCUGGUAGAUAACAUCCAAAGCAAGCAGUAUGACGAAGCCAUUGCUAUCUUCUCGAAUCUGAUGACAAACAAGACGGAUGAAGGGAGCAACUGGAUGGUCGGUGUGAAAAGACUCAUUCAGUUCAGCAAAUCGACCGUUUAG
Plenodomus lingam JN3 is the source of this 3729-nucleotide messenger RNA. It is a transcript of the gene SEC31, whose product is annotated as protein transport protein S31. Gene Ontology annotation, cellular component: endoplasmic reticulum exit site; COPII vesicle coat. The record is from RefSeq and is a predicted model, not a curated record. Lineage: Eukaryota; Fungi; Ascomycota; Dothideomycetes; Pleosporales; Leptosphaeriaceae. Gene Ontology annotation, biological process: intracellular protein transport; endoplasmic reticulum organization; COPII-coated vesicle cargo loading. Gene Ontology annotation, molecular function: protein binding; structural molecule activity.